This is a messenger RNA of Stylophora pistillata, 3995 nucleotides long. RefSeq lists its product as uncharacterized. NCBI's taxonomy places the organism in Eukaryota, Metazoa, Cnidaria, Anthozoa, Scleractinia, Pocilloporidae. The record is from RefSeq and is a predicted model, not a curated record.
CUCAGGAUAUCAACAGAUCUUUGGACACGUUCAUGAGGCUGGCGGCAAAAAAGCCGAGUUUUAGCUGAACGCAAGUUAAUCCAAGCUUGUUACAAUGGAAGCGCAAACGAACCCUUACUCAAAUCAAGUCGGCUCGGCCUCCACGCAGAGCGAAACUCGCGUUAUUCAAAAUCAUCCGACCACCAUGGCGUACGUGCGAGAUGAACACACUGUUGUAAAAUAUGAGAAUCUUGCUCCGGCUGCGAGCGUAGCUUCGCUGAACGACCAACGAGUAGGGAAUAAUCACCUCCCGACGCACCAGUGGGUUGUACAAGACCAUACUGGAGCCGUUGGUUGGCCAGCGAACACAGUGAGUUUACAAGAAGUUAAACCAAUCUUAAGAGAGGAUGCUUCGCCUGUUAUAACAACAAUUGCUGGAGCAACGCUCGUCCAUCAUCGACCUGGCGGCCACCCUGUAAUGCCUUUAGAGCAACCACGUUGGCCCAGUUCUGCAUCGCAUGGGGCACACUCGCCUGAUCACACGCGUAUCCAUAUCAGCAGCGCGAUGCAAGCCGUUCCAACGGCUCAUCCAUCGUACGGCACGAUAAACGGAACGGUCCAACUUCAAGGAGCUUUCCCGCAAACGGCACAAACAAUUCGCGAAAAUCCGAACGGCCAAGAUGCGCCGCACGGAUCUCACCCCGAACUAGAAACACAGGACGACACUCCUACGUCUGACGACUUGGAACAAUUUGCGAAAGAAUUCAAACAGCGUAGAAUCAAGCUUGGCUUUACCCAGGCUGAUGUCGGGCUAGCGCUGGGUACACUGUACGGAAAUGUUUUCAGUCAAACCACCAUUUGCCGUUUCGAGGCUCUGCAGCUGAGUUUUAAGAAUAUGUGUAAGCUCAAGCCCUUGUUAGGCAAAUGGCUCGAAGAGGCGGAUAACAACAACGGUGCUGCGAGUGGCAUCGACAAGCUGGCCACUCAGGGUCGCAAACGCAAGAAGAGAACCUCCAUCGAGGUGGCCGUUAAGGGUGCCCUGGAGAAUCACUUUUGUAAAAAUCCCAAACCGUCGGCGCAAGAGAUCGGCACGCUCGCUGAAAACCUCGGACUCGAUAAAGAGGUCGUUCGAGUGUGGUUCUGCAACAGGCGUCAGAAGGAAAAGCGAAUGACUGCUUCAGUUACUGGUGGAGCCGAAGAUCAACACGUUGGGUCUCCUCAUGUUUCCUCGCCUCACGUAUCGUCUGGUCAUGUUUCUUCUCCACAUAUUGUUGGUGCGCACAUUGCAGGCCCGCAGUGAGACUUUAUGUGUGUUCUACUACUCUUCGUAAAUAUAUAGUGGCCAAAAUGUAUUUUUCUAUUGCGCGAACGAACAAGGAACUUAACUUACAGACAGGCGUAUUAAGUCGAUUAACUGUGACAUAUUUUGUACGCCGUCUCGAAAGGGAAGCUGAAUGUGAAAUAGUCUAAUUUCAGCAAGCGUAAGCGCUCGGAGAGAAUUUCGAUUUCAAGUCGGCCGCCUUUCUAAGGAUAUGCAAAAAGGUAUUCUAAUAUUAUGGGCAUGAUUGUAUGUAAAUACUUACUUUGAAAGCUAGAGUAUUUUGCAUUAAGUUUAGAGGAAUUCCAGGGGAAAAGUAUCUAGGACUAGCAGUUUCUUUUAACACGAACAUUUCGCUGUGUUUAUCAUUGCUACAAGGCCCAAGUGAAGGGUUUUUGUCCGAAGGAUCAUAUGUAAAUACCCUCGAUGGACGCGUAUCAUUUGUCUACUCGCCAAGAAACCUAUAUGCUCAUAUUCUGGGCUUAAAAAAAUCUUUAUUUAGAGUUGUUUUCUGGCAAUGUGAACAAUAUAUUUAUCGUACUUUUCUAUGUUAAACAUGCAUGCUUUCCCAGCCAUCAUACUGUACCCUCAGAUAAGUUAUUAAAACCUUUUCAGUUUAGCCUGUCUUGUGCUGGUUUGCUUUUUAGGCUUUAGUUAUUGAACGAGUUUUGCGCAUAUUUUUCGCUGUUCUUUUAAUUGUCAAGCUCAGUAUUUCGUGGGCUUUUCUUUUAAAUCGAUUGUUAAGUAUUUUCUUAUCUUUUCGUUCUCGUUUGAGCAUAGUUUGUUUCGGCAGUAUUUUGUGGCGAGAUAAAGUGAGCUGUAGAUGCAUAGCAAAGAAGUUCAUUCAUGACUCUGCUGAUGUAUGCAAAUCGAAACAAUUUCUUAUUUAAAUUCUGCCAUACAUUAAAGGUACUAUGUUUCUUGAAUUUGUAAAGACAGGAAUAUGCUCGCUCACGAACGGAUUCUUGCUUUUGAGGCGAACGAAGCGACGACGUAAUGAAAAAGCUUGGUUCAGAAUGGUUCGUGUCACCGCCCUAGUCAGCCGUCGAACGAUCAUCAAAGGUUAAGAGAUGAUUAAAGUUGCAUCUCAAAUCUUCACGAAGGAAUUACCAGUUCCCCUUCUUAAACCCAAACUAUUUACUUGGGUUCCGGGAGAGAGGACUACAGACUCUAUAUGCACGAUGACUUCGUAAAAUCGAAAAGGGCGUUACCCCUAAUCCAUUAGAUGGGUCCGAAAUAAAAGGACCUGAGCCAAGGUUUGAUUCUCUGAAAAGAAAAGAAAAGAAAAGAAAAGAAAAGGAAAAAAAAUAGGCUUACGUAUUCAAAUUUGUCAUUUGUAUCCGUUUCAAGUUUGGCCAUCCGUUAUAAUUCUUGUUUCCAUUUGAUUUUAUUUUCGGCUGUGAUGUUUGUCUACACUAGAAAACGAUGAUUUGAAGUUUUCUUCGUAUUCAAAUGAGAUUUCCUCAGAGGCUAAAGAAGAGUCAAAAUAUCACGGUGCAACUUAUUUCAAUCUUGGCCAUCCGUUAAUUAAACCCUCUGUGGUUUUUUUCUACGUUAGCAGCAGGUUAUUUUAAGGUUUCAUGUUAUUUAAAGGAGAUUCUUUCUGGAGCUUAAAAUAGUUCAAAAUAUUGUAGCGGCGAUCUGUUUUGGUUUUGGCCGUUCAUUAAUGUUCUUGUUCCCCUGUGUUUGAUUAUUUCUUCGCUGGGUGUUUGUCUGCACCAGAGAAAGGUUAUUUCAGGAUUUUGUCAUUCAUACAAAGGUGAUUCUCCCAGAGGCUAGCUGAAAACGGUUCAAAAUGUCGUGCAGUAAGGCUCCUGUAACAUUACUCUCGAUUGGGCCGCGAGGCUUCCCAUUUUGCGGAAUUUUUAUGAUUUAUAACCACGAUUAAAUAAUUCCAACGUCUUUUCCGUUCUUUUUUUUUUUUUUUUUUUUUUUUUUUUUUUUGUGCAGGCUGGUCAAACAUACAGCGCAGUUUUUUUUACUAUUUGUAACUUAACCCGUUCAUACCAGCUUUAACUCUUGUUUAGCUGCGUUAGUUCAAAGAUCAAAGAAAUUCGCUCGGGGUUUGAGCAUGAGUCACAAUCGCUAAGUUUAGACGCGGCUGAUUUAAGUAUGAAUUACUUGAGGCAAGUAAAAUUCUUAAUGGUACUUAACCAUCAGUGUUAUCAACACGUUUUUUUCUCUGGCGUGAGCAGGUUACUAUACCUGAUGUUCGAUAACGUGUUAUCUUAGUUGUUAGAAUUUUAUUUUCCUCUCUGCUCUUUCUUUUAUUUGUUUAUUUUUCUUAAUUUUUAUCAUCGACUUUCAAUGAUGCAACGGGCCCAAUAAAUUUCAAUGACCUUUGGCAUCUCGUGCAAUUGUGAAAAGGAAAAUGUACAAAUUUCGUUGAUGUUUUCCUUAUAGCCUUGAUGUAUAAUUUAUGUUGUUUUGUCACUAAUUUUCUCGCCAAGUAUGUUUAGUUUCUCUUUGUUAUUUAUUUAUGUUGUAAUUUCUAUUGAAUCCAUCUAAUAAUAUCUUUCAUUAUGAUGUCAGCCCUUUCCCAACCCAUCUCCACAGGGACAAAUAUUAUUGUUGAACGCUUAAAAAAAAAAAAAAAACAUUGUCCCGCUUGGCUAAGUUUGCUUGUGUUUAAAAAAUAUCUUUUUACUAAGUUAAUUCCAACUCUCGCACAAUUUUUAAAAAUAAAUAUCCAGCUGUC